UCCCGGCCGGAGUGUCCCGUCGAACACGAACGGACGGGCAGUCAUGAAGAAGCCGGUGCGCGGACGCGGAGGACAAAGCACCAGCACCAUCGUCACUGCCUCCACGUCUUACACCACCGCGACAAAAAAUUCACAGGCGGAAGCGUCGACUCCAAGUGAAAAAAAACCGGACUUGUACGACGACGACGAGGAAUACCAGGGCUUCGGUGGGUGGUUGCGCACUGGCGAGGGGGUCGAGUACAUGAAAAUUUUCGUCGUUUGCAACACAUUCAUGGUGGUACUGACAAUGGCGUGGCCGCACCUUAAGAACGUCUUCACCAUCGCCGUCGAGUACUGGAACGAGCAGUGAGAAGAAGAAAAAACGAAAACAUGCACGGGUUGAUGAUAGUGAAGGGUUUCAUGACGAUGUCAAUCGUAGUGUGGUACUCGGCUGGAGUGUGGCGGCUGCUGAACGGCUACUUCAACAACGCCUACAAGGACCACCUGGAGCAGAAGAUGCGCGAGCACGAGAUCCUCCGCAGGACCGUCCUGCAGGCGCAGCCCCCACCGCCUCCGCUGCCCCUCGAGGACCUGCAAAAACUGAGGCCCCACAUUGAAGGCUCUCGAUCCGCAUUCCUGGACGCGGAGGACGAGGACGUGUGUCCGGUGCAGCCGCCACAAGACUCCGGCGGCUGCGGAGGCCCACCAAGUGCAACCGCCGAGCCGCUGCCACCCUAAUCCACUUUGAGCCUCUUGUCUCUAAUCGGAUCAAAGAAUUUAUUAUUGGUGCUCGUAAGGAGCCUCCAAGGACUCUAAAUAAAUACGCUUUUAAGUAAUCAUGUUAACGGCCACGGGCCACGACUCUUGUCUGUGUGAAGUUUAACUAGGAAUUUAACUGUGCUGACCAAUGGGGAAUAAAUUUAAAUAUUUUAGCUGUCAAUAUUAAUUUAAAUUGUAAUUGAUAGCAAAAAUCCACGGUCCAACCUACCCUAAUAACAUAUUUUUUCGAGUUUGAAUUGGUCAUUUCAUUAUAAUUUCAUUUGAAUUCGGUCGGUGUGUGAUGUUUCCUUGUAAAUAUAAAAUUGCACGAAAUGAGCUGGAAAAUUGCCCUGUUAAAAUUGUAAUUUGCUUUAAUUAAAAUCAUUUUUCGUAUUUUUAUCCCCUUA
Cloeon dipterum is the source of this 1145-nucleotide messenger RNA. It is a transcript of the gene Xport-A, whose product is annotated as exit protein of rhodopsin and TRP A. Bases 44 to 349 code for a protein of 101 amino acids. The record is from RefSeq and is a predicted model, not a curated record. NCBI's taxonomy places the organism in Eukaryota, Metazoa, Arthropoda, Insecta, Ephemeroptera, Baetidae. The transcript is spliced from 3 exons.